Molecule: messenger RNA, 171 nt
Organism: Aspergillus melleus
Lineage: Eukaryota; Fungi; Ascomycota; Eurotiomycetes; Eurotiales; Aspergillaceae
Exons: 1
Coding region: 1-171 (56 amino acids)
Source: RefSeq, a predicted model, not a curated record
AUGGACCAGACAAUCCACAUCUAUUGUGUAGACGCAGACUCCGCCAAGAGCUCUCAUAUACCCAUCUACUCGCCUUCGCCCAAAUCCACCAAAAUGCAACUUGAGGAUCACAUUUGGCAGCAAAACAAUGAAAUGGCCAUCGCCACCCAAUCCGUCCAGCAAACCCAGUAA